This is a messenger RNA of Lutzomyia longipalpis, 1287 nucleotides long. RefSeq lists its product as uncharacterized. Gene Ontology annotation, cellular component: nucleus. NCBI's taxonomy places the organism in Eukaryota, Metazoa, Arthropoda, Insecta, Diptera, Psychodidae. The transcript has 3 exons. The coding region runs from base 187 to 1227 and encodes 346 amino acids. The record is from RefSeq and is a predicted model, not a curated record. Gene Ontology annotation, molecular function: DNA binding.
AAGAACCAAUUCAAUGCUCAAAGAAGAAGCAAGAGAAUAGUGUGUUCAGUGGAAGUCGUGGAAGUGAAUCCAGAAGUAAGAGAUUAGCUGAAAAGAAGCAAAUUGAGUAUCCAGAAAGGGUACUAGAGGAAUCCUGCUGUCUAUCUUUUCAAUCAGCUGAAUUCACCGGAUGAUCCAAUAAGAAAUAUGAGCAAGAAAGAAGAUUUCGAUUAUUAUUCUUCCUCAAAAUUGAAACGGAAGACAAUUUCACUUGAGAAGAAACGUGAAAUAAUCACCCGGAAGGAUGCUGGAGCAAAGAAUCGUGAUCUUGCUGAAAUGUAUGGCUUGAGUAGAUCAACAAUUUCCUCAAUUUUUGCCCAGAAGAAGGCAAUUAUGAAGAAUAAACCAGCACUGGGGUAUUCCCGGCUGUCUGAGGUCAGGCAGAGGAAGACAAUUGUUUCCGAAAUGGAAGAUAUGCUGAUGGUGUGGAUAAUUGAGCAACAAAUGAAGGGACAACCAAAUAGUCAGGAAGUUAUCUCAAAUCAAGCAAGAAUUCUCUAUGAACAGCUAAAGGCUUCUGAAAAACAUGCCAAGAGUUCCGAAGAGGAGGAGGAAUUCAAAGCUAGUCGUGGGUGGUUUGUUGGCUUCAAGAACAGGGGCGGACUGCAGAAGAUUGCAAUACAUGAGGGGGAUGGGAAUGUCCCGGUCGAUGGGAAGCCCACAAAGCCCAGAGUUUUGUACAUUGUGAAGCCUUCAGAGAUUGAGGAGGAUAGAAAACUCCUCAUCUGCCCACGUUGUAGUUGUGAGACAAAAGGACGAAAGGAAUUCAUUAAGCACCUGUCAUCCCACACCGUAGACAAAGCACCAGUUGAAAGGAAAUAUCCCAAAAGGACUCCUCCGGAUGCUGCUGCCAAGAAGACCCCAAAGCCCCAUGUGGAGAAACCAAAGGAAUAUCCAUGCGACAUUUGCGGGGGUCGCUACAAAUUCCUCUCGAGCUUCCUCAAACAUUUGCAGAUUCACGAAGAGGAAGCGGCCCUUAUGCGUGAGCAACAAGCCACUGAAGAGGACAUUGAGCAGGAAAUGGAGGAAGAUGUAAAAGAAGAUGCAGCAUCUGAAGAUCCGCUGGGGAUUAAGACUGAAUCGGAAGAUGAGGAGGACGCUGCAUCAGAUGAGGAAGACACUGAUCUACAAGAAGGAAGUUCUGAGAAUUUCUAUCAAGUCCUAAUUAAGACAGAGAAGAAAGCAUAAAAAGGAAGGAUUCUUAAGCUGGAGCUGUGAGAUUUCAAUAAAUUGUCAUUCUUUGUAAUA